Messenger RNA from Phaeodactylum tricornutum CCAP 1055/1, 2316 nucleotides. RefSeq lists its product with no specific name. NCBI's taxonomy places the organism in Eukaryota, Bacillariophyta, Bacillariophyceae, Surirellales, Neidiaceae. The record is from RefSeq and is a predicted model, not a curated record. The coding region runs from base 202 to 2316 and encodes 704 amino acids. Gene Ontology annotation, biological process: proton transmembrane transport; sodium ion transport; regulation of pH. Gene Ontology annotation, molecular function: sodium:proton antiporter activity. Gene Ontology annotation, cellular component: membrane. The transcript has a single exon.
UUUGCCCUUAUUCACCCUCCAAUAGAAGGACGGCCAAGUCUUAGAUUUACGAAUGAGCAGAAACUUCCGGCGCUGAUAUUAUCCGUAACGAUUCAAGUCUUUAGAUUUCUGUCUUGAUCCUCUGUAAUCUAUAUAUUCUUCUUUCAAAUAAGUCGUGCAAGAAAAAGCCUAUUCGAGACAUCGCGGCUUACGUUAGUGCCCAUGAAUGCCGCCCGUUGUCUUAAAGGCUUUGGAACCGCCGUGGCGCUCCUUUCCACAUUUGCAAUUCUCUUUCUAGUCGUCAACUGGAACGCAAACGUCAAGCGUACGUCUUUUAUACACGAGGGUUCUGCACAUCGCUACCGCGACGACAAAAGUUGGGCAUCAAUACCCUUGGACGAUUAUAAGAAUGAUCUUGUUGGAGAACAAUCUGUCGACGAUGAUAUCACCCGGGACGACACCUGUCGCAAAUAUCUCAUGAAUUUCUUGAAUGGAACGACUGACGCCAAAGACGAAUGUGAGGGAAUGUACAACGCGUGGCAAGCCGCCGAUUGCACCGACGAUAAGAACUUACAACAUCUAUCCCGCAAACACAAAGCAGCUGAUGGCAAUGUCACGGACGAUGACGUCCUCAUUGACGACUUCUACGAAAACUGGGAAUGCUGCACGAGUAUAUCCAACUUCUACAAUAGACACUGCCAGGACCCACAGCUUGCAUCGGGGAAGUUACUUGGGAUUGUGUCUGUAUUGGUGGUGUGUGGUCUCGUUAAGAGUGCGCUACGGUUUGCUAACCUUCCCUGGAUUCCGGAUGCGGGUGCCUGCAUUUUCGUGGGAUCCGUCGUAGGAGUAUUUUUGAGGCUGUUCGACCACGAAGCCGUCCGGGAUGAAUUGACCUUUAACAAUGAUUUGUUUCUGCAAGUCAUGCUUCCUCCAAUCAUCUUUGAGGCAGCUCUUUCAAUCGAUAAACGCGCUUUUCGUAGAGACCUAUUUCCAAUUUUGACGUUUGCAAUUUUCGGGACUGGAUUUAGCGCGCUCGCCAUCGGACUCGUCACAUACUACUUGUCAGGAAUUGGAAGUGGUAUCGCCCUUCCCUUUCUCGAUUCAUUAUUGUUUGGUGCCCUUAUGUCUUCGAUCGAUCCGGUAGCAGUUUUGGGUAUUUUGAGUGGUGUUGGUGUUAGUCAAGGAGAUACCCUCUACAUUCUUAUUUUUGGAGAAUCACUCCUGAACGAUGGAGUUUCUAUUGUGCUUUUUGAUAGCCUGGUGCGACACAUGGGAGAUGUUGAUGUUGUGGACCAGGCUAAUGUUCGAGACACGAUGGUCCACUUUUUCACCGUAAUUUCGGGGUCUAUUUUUAUUGGUGCUGGAUGUGGUGUGUUUUGUACUUUAUAUUUUUGGUUGCUUCAUGGAAAGCAUUCAGCAGUUUCGGAAGUCGCCCUUUUUUUCGCUUGGGCUCUGAUUCCCUACUACAUUGCGGAUGGUUUAGAUGCUUCUGGGAUUAUCAGCAUAAUGGUAAUGGGUUUUAUGUUGGAUUACUUCGUUGUUGGAGGAUUUCAAUCUGAAGGUGCCGAGUGGCGAGAAUACAUGAACUCACGAAUGGAGGGGGCUGGCUCUCAUCCAGUUGAGCCGUAUUUUGAUCGGAUAAAGGCAGCCUUCAAUCUUGCGUUCUCUGGUAAGGGACACAUUACCGACCACUCACGUCAGCAUGUUGGGUUUGUGGCAGAAGUCAUUUCAUCCAUUAUGGAGACCGCCAUCUUUGCGUAUCUUGGACUAUUUCUUUUCAACGAUAAAAAUUGGGACCUAAAAUUGACCUCAGCUGGAUUGUUUGGAUGCAUUUCGAGUCGAUUCGUCAUGGUGCUAGUUCUAGCGGCCCUCAUAAACGCCUGCGUAUGGCUGGAUCUGGAGGGCUUUCUCACACGAGCGUGGAGGACCCUAGUGCGCAGAAACUACAGCAGUGCCAAUUAUUACAUGGACGAGGUGAAAUCCUACCUUGACCCACGGACGCAGGUGAUUUUAUUCGCAGCGGGAGUACGAGGAGCGGUAUCUUACGCCCUGGUUCAAAACAUUCCAGUGUACGACUCGGUAACAAAAUAUGGCUCGCACUACAAAGGUCAGCUAAAAGCGAUGACUUCCGCUACCAUUGUUAUUAUCCUCUUCGUUUUUGGUGCUUUGACGUACUUUACAGUGCAGCGACCUUCACAGGUUCGUCGCAGUCAACCCCUCACCGAUCGACUUAUGGAAGGUGAAAACCCCACAGAACAUGACCUGGAUUUGCAAGAGAAUCAUCAGAAUGUUUCCAACUCGAUUACUAUCGAGAUUGAAGGCCGCCUACAAGGGUAG